Messenger RNA from Caenorhabditis angaria, 810 nucleotides. Lineage: Eukaryota; Metazoa; Nematoda; Chromadorea; Rhabditida; Rhabditidae. The record is from the annotation of a GenBank genome assembly.
AUGACUCAAAAAUACUUCUUCGUCUACUAUCCAUGCAAUUCUCAACUCAUCGUAAGUUUUUUGUUUGCAAUCUGAUGAUUCAACUCUGGUUUUUUCAAAGGUUUUUAUUAUUUUUCAAAUGUCUUGAUGUUUGUUAUACACACUCUUAUAGUUUUGUGAGGGUUUUCCAAUUAACAAAACUUAUUUUCAUACAUUACAAAAUUUUUAAUGAGAUUUCAAGCCUAAUUACACUUUUACAAAGCGAACUAAUUAUUUUCGAGUGAAUUCUUUUUUUCAUCUAAUCAAACCUAUUUUUGAAAUUUUUCAAAAGGAAAUAAAAACCAAUCUACCGUAUGACCAAAUUUCAAAAACAUAUCAAUUGACCUCAAAAAUUAUUUAAAAAUAUUUUUUUAUCUCUCCAGGUUCCAUCGCCACAUCAUUACGAGACCGAAAAAUGCCAAGUUUGCAAUCGCCCAUUCUGCUUCACAAACUUGGAUUAUCAUAUUGAAAAUGGUUGUGCUGACGAAAUGUGAGUUGGCCCCUUUAGACUAUAAUUAUAGAAUCAAUAAAAUUUUGCCUCUCUCUCGUUUACAGCUUGAGACGCGAAGCGGAAAAAAACAAAAAACUGGCCGCCGAAAAAAGUGAGGAGGAGAAGCCAACAGCGACUAUCGCACCACCACCAGCAAAACGUGUAAGCUUAUAAUUAAGCGACAUUUAUUUCAAGAUAAAUGUCAAAAGACUAAACAUAUAAAUCUUUUGUUUCAGGGACGCGGGCGCCCACGUAAAGAGAAAAAAAUUGAACCAAAAUCGGAAAGCGAAGAGGAGAAAUAA